AUGAUUGAAACAUUACCAACCUUACCAAAAGUUGGCGGGGACGAGGAAAUAACAAAUAAAAAGGUUAUACAACCAAUUCCAAUAAAAGAAAAAAGUAAUGUAAGAGAGCUUAAAAGAUUAUUUGAAUCAAAAAAAUCCUCUGUAAGCUCCCCACUGAAAAUAUUACCCAACUUUAGUAAGAAAAAUAAAGAAAAUGGAGAGGAGUUAGCAAUUAAUGAUAGUCUUUUACCCCCACCAGCAACACCAACAUCCAAAACACAAACCAUUACUACCAAUAACACAACCACAGUUAAUUUGGAUAACAUUAUCUCACAGGCUGAUAGAAAGUAUUAUUUUUAUGUUAAUGAAGCAAUAAGAAAAAAUCAACCUAUUGUACCAUCAUUAGCAAUUAGAAGAAAAUCUAUUGAUCUCACAAAUAGUCCAAUCAAAGGAUCAUUAUAUGCAUCAAAAUACCAACAUAUAACAUCUUAUUCACCAUCAACAAGAAUCAUUCAACUACCAAAAACAUCAUCUAGUAAUAAUCAAAAUAAAAAUCAAAAUAAUCAAAAUAAUAAUCAAAAUAACAACCAAAAUAAUACACAAAAUAAUAAUAACAAUAAUAUUAAUAAUAAUAUUAAUAAUAAUAAAAAUAGUAAUAAAUCAAAAAGGGCUGCAGUUGAUAUUUCAUCAUCAACACCCACAACAACAAAUAUUUCAGAAUUAUUAUCUUCACAAAAUGAAAAUGAGUUUAUAUGUGAUAAUAAUGACUCUAUGUGGAUCAAACAAAAAUCUAAAAUCAAUGGUAGUAGUGGUAUUAGCAGUGAUGAUUAUUUUCUUGAUAGAAACGUUUCACCAUCUAGAUUACCUGUAUCAAAAAGUACAUUUGAUCUAAAGAUUGGAAAACAACAAUCAAAAGAAGAACCAAUUAAUAUUAAAUUUUCAAGUUUAGAAAAAGAUAAUGAUAUAAAUAAAACAAAUAAUAAUAAUAAUAAUAAUAAUAAUAAUAAUAAUAAUAAUAAUAAUAAUAAUAAUAAUAAUAAUAAUAAUAAUAAUAAUAAUAAUAAUAAUAAUAAUAAUAAUAAUAAUAAUAAUAAUAAUAAUAAUAAUAAUAAUAAUAAUAAUAGUAAUAAUAAUAAUAAUAAUAUUAAUAAUGGUAUAAGUAGUAAUAAACCACCAAAAACAUUCAAAUUUCCAUUUUCAAAAGGUAAAGAGAAGUCUUCAUCAUUCUCUAUUGAUGAUGAUAUAACUCAAACAUCAAAGAAGGAAAAAAAAAUUUAUCAAAAUCUUAGUAAAGAUAAUGAAUCAUUUCAGCACUAUGGUGGUGGUGGUGAUAAACAAAAUGAUUCCUCCAAUAGUACUCGUGCUUCUUUGGAAGAAGAUAAACCAAGUAAACUAUUCCCUUGGGUAACUCUAAGAAGAAUUAAAAGAUCGAAUACCGCAGAUAUUGCACCGGUAAUUCCAAAGCAACAAGCGGCCAUUAUAAAAUCAAAAAUCGAUAUUCAACAUAUCUCUCAUGAACCACCAUUACUCUCUACAGUACAAAUUGUAAAUAGACCAACCAAACAACAAUUACUCUUACAAAAACAACAAGAGGAAUUGGAAAAGAAAUUGAGUAGAUUAUCAAUUAAACAAUUAUUAGAGGAGGAAAAGGAAAGAGAUAACAACACUUUUGGUCAUCAUGAUAAAAAUGUUCAAGUAAAUGAUGAAGAGAUUGAUGAAGAAAUUAAACAAAUUUUAUUGGUUCAUAAACAGAGACAACUUGAACAUCAGCAACAAUUAGAAAAUAAUAACUAUAUUCAAAUUAUUGAUAAUGAAGUUUAUAACGUUGUUAAUAGCAAUAAUGAUGAAGAGGAAGAAGAAGAUAAAGAUAAAGAUAAUGAUGAUGAUCAUCAUAUCAAUUACAAUGAAAAUGAAAAUAAUAAUGAUAAUUAUAAUUAUAAUGAUGAACAAGAAGAAAUAGUUGAAGGUAAAAUGAUUUCAGAGGAUAAUAUUAAACCACAAACUACAUUUGUAUCAUCAUCAACAACUAUUUUAAAAAAAGAUUUAUUAUCCUUUAAUAAUAAUAAUAAUAAUAAUAAUAAUAAUAAUAAUAAUAAUAACAAUAAUACUAAUAAUAGAGUAUCAGUAUCAUCACCAACAUCACCUUCAACAUCACCUUCAUCAUUUUCAAUAUUGAGCAAUAAUGAUAAUCUAUCACCAAAAAAAUAUGUUUCAGUUGCAAAGGCAAGAUCGAGAGCAAAUUCAAGAGUACAAUCAAUAUAUAAUCAAUCUUCCACCACUACCACAACCACUACAACUAUUAACCAUGAAACAACACCAACCACAACAACACCAACAUCAGCUUCAACAUCUUCAUCCCCAACUAUACCAAUUCAACCAACAAUGUCUGCACCGUCAUCACCAACUUUAUCGUCAAGUGAAUGUAAUCUAUCAAUAUCUGCUGAUAAUAAUAAUAGUAAUAAUAUAAAUAACAAUAAUAAUAAUGAUAAUAAUAAUAAUAAUAAUAAUAAUAAUAAUAAUAAUAAUAAUAAUAAUAAUAAUAAUAAUAAUAAUAAUAAUAAUAAUAAUAAUAAUAAUAGGAUCAAUUAUAGUGAUGAUGGAUUUUCAUUAGAUUAUCAACAAGGAAAUAAUAGUAAUACGAAUAAUACAGCACCUACAUCACCAAAUCCAUCAAUAUUAUCAAUUUCAGGAAAACCAAUAAAUCAUAGAUUAGAUCUAUUGAUAAACUCUCAUCAUCGUGCAAGAUCAGCAUCAGUGGGUAGUAUGUUUGAACAAAUGGCAAAAUUUGAAAUUGAUGAUAUACCUCCACUAAAGGUGCAUUGUAGUAGUUUAGAGGAAUGUUUAGAGGUUUUUGCAAAACCUGAUCCUCCACAUGGUCGUUGUUAUGUAUUGGAUUUAGGUAAUUGCUCAUUGGGGGACGAAGGUUUAAUCACCUUAUCCGAUAAUUUCCCUGGUAAAUUAGAAAUUGCAGAUCUAAGUUGGAAUGAUAUUGGUUCAGAUGGUAUGGAUAACUUUUGUAGUAUGCUUAGAAGAGAUAGAAAUUACAUUCAAUCCAUUUCAUUGAUGGGCAACUCUUUAAGUCCACAAGUUAUUGAUCUCCUUUUAGAAUCGAUUGAAAUCAAAGAAAACAAUAAAGCAAACCACCAUGGUGGUAAAUCAACUCCAAAAAAAGGUUACAAAGGUUUUGGUUUAAAUCUAAAAGAGACUGGUAUAGAGAAUGAAGGUGCAGAAUAUAUAGCAAGAUAUAUAGGUUCAAAUAAAUUCCCAAAUAUUAUUGGUUUGAAUUUAACCUCUAGUAGUGUAACCGAUGUUGCAAUGACUGAACUAUCGGCAUGUUUAAUUAAAACCCUAUCAUUAACCACAUUGAUUUUAGAUGAAAAUUAUUUAGGUGAUGAUGGUGCAUUGCUCUUGGCUGAUGGCUUAAAAUUUAAUAAAUCUAUAACUCAUCUUCAAAUUAGAAAUGCUGAUAUCGGUGAACGUGGAACAAUAGAAAUUUGUAAUGCUUGUAAAUUUAAUAAUACCAUCACCCUCUUGGAUAUAUCUUUAAAUCCUUGGCAAUUAGCUGGUGAAAUCUCAUUACAAUCUUUAAAAAUUUUAAAACAACAAUUAUAUUUAAAACAAUGUAAUGAAUUAUAUAAUAUUAAAAAUAUAAAUAAUAAUAAUUUAAAUAAUAAUAAUUUAAAUAAUAAUAAUUUAAAUAAUAAUAAUUUAAAUAAUAAUAAUAAUAAUGACAAUAAUAUAAAUGACAAUAAUAUAAAUGACAAUAAUACAAAUGAAAAUAAUAAUAAUAAUAAUAAUAAUAAUAAUAAUAAUAAUAAUAAUAAUAAUAAUAAUAAUAAUAAUAAUAAUAAUAAUAAUAAUAAUAAUACAAAUAAAUUAAAUCCAAUAUUACCAAAGAUAGUUUGGAAAGAUGAUGGAAUUGAAUCAUCAUUAGAAAAUGAAGAGAUAGUAGAUAUUGUUACACAUUUUGGAAUUGAUAAGAUUAUAGAUGUAAUGAUUAUGGGUAUUAGUUUUUCACCAUUAGUUGAAAAUGAAAAAUUAUUUGAACAUAUGAAUUUAGAGAGCAAACAUAUCAAUAAGAUCUUUCAAAGAAUUGUUAGUGCACCAACAAGUGUUGGUUCGGUUGAUCAUUUAAAUUCACUAAAACUAUUGGUAGCUCUCUUACCAAUUCAUCUUAGAGAGAAUGAAACCUUUUUAAAUAGUUUCUUGGAUAAUUUAUCAUCAUUGUUCUCAUUGUUGGAUAGAAAUCUCACAAAGAAUAAAGUUGAUUUCCUAUUGUUAGAAUUAUUGGAUUUCUUUACCUUGGUCAUUAAAUCCGAUAAUAGACAAUGCUAUGAAAAAAUUAAUCAAUCCAAUCUUUUCUCAAAGACUUUUGAAUUAUUCUUUGCUUUCUCAAAUCACAAUAUACUUCAUCAAAAUAUUGUUAAUCUUAUCACCGAAACAACUCAAAGUACUUAUUUAAAUUUCUAUGAAGACUCUACAUUCACCAAUGAUUUCUUUCAACAUUUGAUCACUUUUAUCACAAGUGAACAUAAAAAAGAACCUGGUCUUAGAAAAGGAAAUUUCGGUCAUUCCCUUGAAAUCUCAAACCUAUUGGACACUCGUUCCAAUAGUUCUUUCCUUUCAACUCUACAAUGGUCAAACUUCAAAUCCACUAUCCUUCAACCUGAAUCACUUUUACAACAAUCUCUUUUAUGUGGUUUCAUCCCUGAUAAAAAUUUAAAACCUGAUCAAUCCAUAUUAAGUAAAUUUGAAAAAGAAUUCAAAAGAUAA
Messenger RNA from Dictyostelium discoideum AX4, 4752 nucleotides. RefSeq lists its product as hypothetical. Lineage: Eukaryota; Evosea; Eumycetozoa; Dictyosteliales; Dictyosteliaceae. The record is from RefSeq and is a predicted model, not a curated record. The transcript is spliced from 2 exons. The coding region runs from base 1 to 4752 and encodes 1583 amino acids.